Messenger RNA from Pedinophyceae sp. YPF-701, 9771 nucleotides. NCBI's taxonomy places the organism in Eukaryota, Viridiplantae, Chlorophyta, Pedinophyceae. The record is from the annotation of a GenBank genome assembly.
AUGGGCGGCGACUUGCAGCCGGUGCUGGGCCGCCAUGUGGCCCCGGAGAUGUGCCCAGGCCCGGAGCUGAAUCGCUGCGACCAGCACCGUGGCAUUCCGCUGCUUUGGCAGGCCCUGACGACGGCGCGGCCGGUGGAUGAGGCCGGCGAUGUCAGCGCUGCUAUCGGCUUGCAUGGUCGCGUUCUGGCGUCCCUGGGCGGGGACAAGUACGGCACGUGGGACGGCGAAAUGACGUCCUUCCGCCAAUUCUCCACCCACAACCCGCUGCAGGUCGGCAACGUCACGUACGGCAUCCAGGGCGCCGCAUCUGCCACCGCAAACGUUCAGACUGACAGACACGGCGCGAUGUGGGACGUUUCGGAGGCAUGCGUCGACCGCCCCGCCUCGAGCAAGCUGCCCCCCCGGUGUUCCAUGUCCAUCUUCAAGAUGGACACGAAUCGCACCGGACUCGUGUCCGAAGACGGCGAACGAUUCGUGUGGAAACUCGUCGCGCGAUUCACGCACGGCGUGCCCCCUGAGCCCGGCAGCACGGGUCCGCGGGCGAGCAUUUGCAGGCCACAGCUGCUGUUUGGCAGGUCGCCGUACCCCGUCGUGCUGUGCACAGACCCGAGGCCGGCCGCCGUCUUCAUCCCGUUUCAGCGAGGCGGGACCCCGCGUGCCGUACCGCCCGACGGCGACGUGCAGGAGGGCGUUGCACAGUACCAGCACGUCUCCCUGCACACUCCUCCUUGCGCCCAGGUCGUCCCUCGCGACGGCGGCGCGAGGCGCGACUUCCUGCUUUCCAAAGCGACGGCUUUGCAAGGCACGAUCGAUGCGUCUGGCCCGCACGCAGACCGGCUGAUGGUGCUGCUCUCCACACACCUCGUCGCUGACGAGUUCUUGAGUGGCGUUGACGGCGCCGUCGCGGUGCCUUCGCAGGCGAUUCUGACGCUUGACAUAUCGUUCGGCUCUGACGGCCGUGAUCCCGGCGACAUGCCUCGCGCGCCGAGCACGCUGAAGGAGGCUGCCGUUGCAGUCAAUCUCCCAACAUGGUCCUCACUGCGCUCAGAAAAGACGUUCACGUCGAGGCCGGAUCUCGCCGAGGACCUUGAGGGGCUGGCUCGGCACCUGAGCAAAGCGGUGUAUCUCGGGGGCAGCAUGCAACGUUACGUUGUCGGGUACCGCGACUCGGAUGUCAUUCCGCGACUGAAAAUACGAGCGUACCUAGGCGCCAACCAAGUCGGGACAGACGGGCCGUGGAUCAAGUACCUCGACGACAUGGACAGCUUUCGCCAGAAGCCCCUGGCGUGGGACGCGCACCUGACGAAGUCGCCUGACGACGCGGAGUGGCUGUUGCUUCCGAUGAUCCUGGAGAAGAGUGCGUCACAGGCCUCGCUCGAACUGCACCAGUAUCGCCUCACGGGUGAGCAGGAUCCGCUGGGCGUCACCGGCACGGACUACGGGGCAACGAAACGCUCUUACCGCGUCCUGAUUCUGGACGACACGCUCUUCACGAGCGACCAUCGAAAGGCGGCGUCGAACCUCGGUGUGGCGGCGCUCGUGCGCUCGAACGAUCCGCUUACAGGGGUGCUCGUGGCCUACACUGGCCCAGCUGCGGACCAGGUAUUCCCGUUGAUGGCGCGUGUGUUCAUGCUGCCCAAUGAGGACCAGGACUGGUACGACCCAAGUUCUCUUGGCUUCAAAACGUUCAUCGCGCGGCUGAACCCGACGUCGAGCCAGAUCAGCGAGGUCGAUGACAGUGCCUGCCUGAACACCGCGCAAUGCCGGCCGAUGCGCAGCGGUCUCAGUUGCGAGUGGCAGCUGCUCUCCAACGACAUCAGCGACCACAUCGCGAACCAGGCCCGCGCUCAAGUCGCGCUUCUCGGGCCGGACGCAAAGGGUCGCAUCUUCUUCGUCGGUCCCCAGGAGGUGCGCGUGUUGGGCAAGUACACCGAUCUCGGAUGUGGAUUCAGCGAGCCGACUGAGCGUCUCCACUGGGUGCCUGUCACGCGCGUUGGCACUCGCUUCGUCCGAACGAAGCAGGGUGGCGAGGUCCUGUUGUCGAAUCCGUUGUGGUCGGAUGACAAUCCUCUGCACACGUGGUACUACUCCCAGGGGUUCAUCCACGAGGGCAUCCUUCAUCUCGCGGUCGCGUAUCGCGACGAGUCUGACGCAUUCGGCCACCCGGUUCGGACCAAGCUCUUGCGCUUGAGCUCUAUCACGGAGGGCCAGAACGCCGAAGGUCGGCAGGCCUCCCGUGAGGGCACCACAAUCAAGCCGCGUCUUGCCUUCUAUACAAGUGCGUGGGAGGAAAUUGGGCCUGUCGACCCGUGCGAUGGCAGGUUCUGCGGCGCCAAGAUGGGGCACGACGAGGUCACAGGAGAAGCGACGAACCCGGAGGACCUCGAAUACCGCUUCGCACCGUUCACAAUAAGUGAGGGCUUCCUGACGGGGAUCUGCUGCGGCCGUGCAUGGGUGCGCGACCUGUCCGGCAUCGUUUGGCCCUCCGAGAUCGCAGCCGCCUCUCGCGAGGCUUCGGCUCGACGCACACUGGCAUCGCGUGGCAACAUGGUUGCUCCCGGACUCACGAGGGCGAGCUUCUCUUCACGGGGCGGGGCCUCUGGCGAUGACGAUGCUCCAGGACUUCGCAGGUGGACGCCCGAGAGGCUUAAGGCGAAGGUGAAUGCGGGGCGACGAACGGUGGCCAGGUCCACACGUCGCGCGGCGACUGCCGCGUUCAACGUCACGUGCAACGGAACCGCCGUGAACGGCACUUGCGGCGCCCCUCCCAUCAACGGCACGUCCACGGUCGUCGGGCGGGAAUCGAACAAUGACCCCCUGGCCAACAGUAAGCUGGUCGUCUACGUGCCGCCGGUCCACACGGCGAUCCUGCAGGGCGCCGCGAUGCUGAAGACUCGGAAGUUCUGCGACAAGUUCCCGAGGCCCCCGCCCACCGCAGACCCGCUUCUGGGGGGCCUGUUCCAACCUGGCUACAACGCUCGCGGGACCUACCAGGCCCCCCCGAUCGACUUCUCGCAGUGCGACGAGUGCGGUAUGCAGGCGUACAUGCUGCUGGUGGAGGAGUUCUACCAGCAGCGCACCGGUGCGGAGGAGGGCGACUAUGAGGACGCGCUGCUGUCGAACUGGUACCUUGACUGGGUGCGCGAAGACAAGGUGCUCAGGGACGUCCCGUGCGCCGACGAGGACCUCGACGUGCGCACGCGGUGGGAGAUCGAGUGCGACCCCACGCGCGAGGACUGCUCGCGGGCGUCGACGCGCGCCGCGGUCUCGCUGACCAACAAGGGCCUCCCCGACUUUGGAAGGAGCUGCGCCCCGGGUGUCUGCACGUUCAUCGCCGACCACGCACGCGGCAACGUGCGCAUCGCCGACGUCGACACCACGGAGGACGCGCUGCUCGUCGACGACGAUUGCCGCGUUGUGGACGUGAGCGUCGAGGUGGACAUCGAACACAGCAACGUGCGGGACCUCGAGAUCGCGCUCGUGGCCCCGUGGGGCGCCUCGGUGGUGCUUCAAGACGAGACGCGCUUGCCCGAGGAGCUUGUGCAGCUGCCCUCGUACGACCGCACCAUCUUCUCGGACCAGGCGACGGCUUCCACUCGCGACGCCGACUUCGGGGCGAAUUUCAACCUGGCGUUCCGCGGAGUGUUCCAGCCUCUGCAGCCCCUCGGUCUCCUCAUCGCAGCAGCGUCGGGGUCCGCGUCUGGACUGGGCGCCGACGUGUCGGCGCGCAAGGUGAGGAGCCUGCUACGGACACUCUCGGACGGCGGCGGACUUCCGAAUGCACGCGGCGAGUGGAAGCUUCGCGUGGUGGACAGGGCGAGCGGGAGCGAGGGAGUCAUCGAGGGCUGGAAACUGGAACUCAAGUGUGCCGCACUGAGUUGCCCCGGCACGACCGCGAACGACACUUGCACGUUCGAGCGCCGGGGCCUCUCGACGCCGAUCGCCGAGGCGACGGUCCUUAGCCCCACGUACACGCCAGACGCCAUCUACAUCCACAACACGCAGUGCCGCGUGUCCGACAUCGAGGUCGUGGUCGACAUCACGCAUGACUACAUGGGCGACUUGCAUCUCUGGCUUGCGUACUUCAGGCUGGAGCCCGGCCACGUGCCGCGCUACGUGCGUCUGUCGCGGGCGCGGGGAGGUGCAGGGAACGGCUACUUUGGCGUGGUAUUCGACGACCAGGCCGCGAGCUCCAUCGCUGGGCUCGGAGACGUGCUCGAUCAGUUGACCGGCGCGUUCAAGCCCGAGGACGCGUUCAACUUUUUCAGGGGUGAGCCGGCGCAGGGGACGUGGUCGCUCAUCGGCGCCGACUUCGCGCCGUCUGACGUGGGCGAGAUCAACGCCUGGCAGCUGCGCUUGCACUGCGGCGGCCCCAGCAAGCCCGAGUUCGACCUGACGGGCAAUGCCGCAGAGAUUGAGGCGUUCCGCAGGGAAUACCACGCGUUCCGGGCAGCAGUCGGCGAUGGUGUCGACAUCCCCGACUACCCCGGCGAGGGCCGGCACGUCGCGGAGGCGCUGAACCUUGAUGUCGGGUCUGACGUCUUCCAGGUCGAGGGCGGCACGUGCACGAUCAAGCGGUUCGCAGCCCUGGUGGACGUGUCGCACUCCUUCAUCAGCGACGUGAGGGUGUGGCUGGAGACCCCGUCCGGCCUGAGCCUGGACAUUGCAUCGAACGUUGGAAACGACGGACAGGGCUUCCGGCCAGUGCUGUUCACGGAUUUCGCCGACGUGCCCAUCGGCGAUGCGGUUCCCACGCCCGAAGGCUCUGUCGCGGGCGUGUACAGGCCCUUCGCCUCGUUCGCCAUGGUGACGGGCGAAACGGCCGUUGGCCGAUGGGUGCUCCGGAUCGGUGAUUACGCAAGGUUUGAUGUCGGGCGGCUCAACAAUUUCGAGCUGAUGGUAGAUUGCGAGGAGACGCCAGCGAUCUUCAGGGCCUCGUUGCCGCCUCUCGGGGCAGCGAUCCCCGCGCUCAGCCCAGGCGAGCAACAGGGAGAUGCAGCGGCACAGAAGCACAUGAAGGUGUCCAUCGUUGUGCCGCCUGAAGCCUUCAAUCGGACCUGCUUCGUGGCGAAUGUUCGUAUGCGGCUGACGAUCGAUCACCCGGGUCUGGAGAACAUCACUGUCGCCGUGCGAAAGGACCCUCCGAUCGUGCGCGCAGACGGCAAUUCGUCGGGGGCCGCUCCCACCUCGACCCCGGGAUCAUCAAGGCCUGCGGAAGCGGGAGGCGCGUCGAUGCGCCUGUUGCUCAGCGCGCCCCCGGCAAACGGCACGAACUCGGCAAGUCCCACUUCGCCAGCUGCCACAAAUGCAUCCCUCGCGGGGCAUUCUGUCUCAGCGAAGUACAUGCAGCGCGCCGCCGUGAAGGGCACAGCCAUACUGUUCCAGGGCUCACCUGACGGUGCGGGCUACGGCGGGCUUUCUGAUGUGGUUUUCUCCGACGUAGCGAACAGGGGCAUCGACGCGCCUCAGGAGGACGCGAACAUGAUCACUGGCGUGUACGCUCCCGUGACAGAACUUGGAGAAACCUUCCGAAACUUCCCAGGUCGCGGGGUCUGGGAGCUGAUCAUCUCGAGCAGCAGCACCCUGCUAGGACGCGUCGUUGCGGCGGACUUACUGCUUCAAUGCCGAGACGAGCUGCGUGCCCAGGAGUCUGAAGCACCCCCGGGUGUCGUCACGAGCUCCGCAGUCGACCUCCCGAAGCCCAUCCCGGAUAUGGUGUCGUCGGCGGGGUUCAGCAGCAUCACGGUGUCGGAGGGCCUGCUGGACCCCGCGUGGAACGGCUCCUGCACGGUGCACGACGUCUCUGUUCACGUCGUGCUCUGGCACUCGUACCUCACGGACCUGCGCAUGAGCCUCAGCGCGCCGGAUGGCACGACCGCCUCGCUGUUCACGCACAUCGCGAAUGGCUUCCAUGGCGUCGCGGACUUGCACCUCAACUCAUCUGCGUCGAGCGCGUCGAUCCAGGACGUGCAACGAACGGGGUUGACGGGCACAUUCCGUCCGGAACGGUCUUUCAGCGCGUUCUUCGGCGCGGAUGCGCUCGGAGGCAAUUGGUCGAUCAACGUGUACGAUGACGCAUCGGGAGACGCAGGCAUCUUGAAAGCGUUCACCCUGCGGAUCACGUGCUCCGAGGGCAUCAUUGUGGACGAUGCUCGAGAUGGAUCGGCCACUUCUCCCGUGCCGACACCUGCAGCUGGGACAACGACGGGGGCUACUGUCCCAUUCACGGGCAGGCUCCCUGUAGCAGUACCAGACUUCGACGAGCACGGUGUCGACCUUCGCAUCGUGACUGAAGCGAGCACAUUUGGCGGUAGCGGCUGCGUGAUCGACGCCGUGGAAAUCCAGCUCCUGAUCGCCCACACGUACUUUUCGGAUUUGCGGGCAGUGCUGGUGUCGCCUAGCGGCACUGAGGUCACCUUGUUCAGCGAGAUGAGGUACAGCGGACGGGGUUCAUACCUCGUGACGCUACGCGACGGGGCCUCGAGCCGGCUGCAGGACGCAGCCCGCAUCUCGACUGGCGCCUACAGGCCUUCGACGCCGUUCGCGGCCUUCGCUGGGGAGCGCGGCACAGGCGCGUGGCGGAUCAAUAUCGCCGAUGUAGUACAAGCGGACGUGGGAUCGGUCAGCGCGUUCAUAUUGAAGAUCGACUGCCUGGACGGUGGUCCGACGCCACUAUCGGGGACGACGGUGCCGCCCACGGCAAGCUCUGCUGCUGCAGCGCCGACGCUGCCUUCUUCUGGAGCAGUCGGCGCUUCUGGGGGGCUGCUGACCUUCUCUGGCAGUCUCCCCGUGCGUAUCCCGGACCUUUCCGGGGUCGAGCUCAGCAUCGAAACUUCUCCAAGUACGUUUGGCGGUAACGGCUGCACGUUGAGCGAAUCGGCUGUUACCGUUGAGUUGACGCUCACGCACGAGUUCUGGAAUGAUCUGACAGCAGUUCUGACAUCUCCAGCUGGCACGAAUGUCGUUCUUUUCAGUCGCAUGCCAUUCAACGGCCAAGGGACGUCCUCGGUGACGCUGCGCGACGGAGCGGCGAGCCGGUUGCAGGACCAGACCAGCCUGCCAGCGGGGGCGUACAGUCCGGUGGGGUCGCUCGCGAGCCUGGCCGGCGAGAGCGCGUUGGGUGGGGCCUUCAGGCUACGGAUGAUGGAUGUUGCCAGGGCGGACGUGGGGCGCGUUGAUGCAUUUGGCGUGCGUGUGGUUUGUUCGAUCGCUGCAACGUCUGCGCCGGGCAUCACGCCGUCUUUUACCGACACGGCGGCGCCAACGACGCAGCAGCCGGCAUCUCCCGGACCACUGACGUACUCCGCCGCGGCAACAACACUGCCCUCGUCUGGCGGCCUGCUGGUCUUCAACGGCCCGCUUCCGGUUUCGAUUCCCGACGACGAUAGCACGGGCAUCAGUCUUGGUAUCACAACUACGGCGAGCACUUACGGCGACGUUGGCUGCGUGGUGGAGGCGGUCGAGGUGGUUUUCUCGCUUUCGCACAGCUUCUGGGCUGAUUUGGCGGCUAUUCUGACCGGCCCUGACGGCAGGCAGGUGCGACUGUUCUCUCGGAUCGGGUAUUCAAGGGGCGGGACGUCCACGGUGACGCUGCGCGACGGGGCGGCCAGCCGGCUGCAGGAUCAGCGAAGCCUUCCCGCGGGGUCGUAUCGCGCGAUGGAUUCGCUGCGAGGUCUCGCGGGAGGGACAGCGGAAGGGACCUGGACGAUGCGCGUGAUGGAUUUGGCCUCUGCGGACGUCGGGCAAGUCAUGGCGUUCAGCAUACGCGUCACGUGUCAGCAGGGGGGCGCGACGGCGCCUGCGCGGACAACGACGACGACGGCAGCAUCGACCACGCCAGCAGCAACAACCACGGGUCCCCCGGCAACAGUUGCCCCGACGCCGACGGCUGCACCCGCGACCACAGUGGCGCCACCCGCAACGACAGCAGCGGCUCCCACCACGACCGCCGCCGCGGCAACAGCACUGCCCUCGUCUGGCGGCCUGCUGGUCUAUACUGGCCCGCUUCCAGUUUCGAUUCCCGACGACGAUAGCACCGGUGUUGUCCUCGACAUCUCGACGGCAGCGAGUACGUUCGAUGGCGGGAGCUGCGUGGUGGACGACGUCGCCAUUGAUUUCACGCUUUCGCAUACUUACUUCAAUGACAUCGUGGCCGUCUUGACCUCACCGGCCGGCACGUCCGUGCUGCUCUUCAGUCGAAUGAGAUUCAAUGGUCAAGGAACGUCCUCGGUGACGCUGCGCGACGGGGCGGCCAGCCGGCUGCAGGAUGAACAGAGCAAGCCUGCGGGGCCGUACCGUGCUGUUACGUCGCUCAGAGCAGCCCUUGGUGGGGAGAGCGCGGUGGGGGGCGCCUUCAGACUUCGCGUGAUUGAUGCGGCCUCUGCUGACGUUGGCCAGAUUCAUGCAUUCCGCGUACGUGUUGCCUGCCAGAUCGCUGCGACGACGACAGCGGCGCCUACCACCACGGCGGCACCGACCACGACGGCGGCGCCUACCACCAUGGCGGCACCGACCACGACGGCGGCACCGACCACGACGGCGGCGCCCACCACGACGGCGGCGCCCACAACGACGGCAGCACCGACCACGACGGCGGCGCCUACCACGACGGCGGCGCCCACAACGACGGCAGCACCGACCACGACGGCAGCACCCACCACGACGGCGGCGCCCACAACGACGGCAGCACCGACCACGACGGCAGCACCGACCACGACGGCGGCGCCCACAACGACGGCAGCACCGACCACGACGGCAGCACCCACCACGACGGCAGCACCGACUACCACGGCAGCACCGACCACGACGGCGGCGCCCACAACGACGGCAGCACCGACCACGACGGCAGCACCGACACCGCCCCCAAUCUCGGUUGCAGACGUGGCGUACUCGGGGACUCUGCCGCGUGCAAUUCCCGACAACGCGGUCACGUAUCUGAGCAUUUUUACAUCAGUCAACGACUUUAAUGGGAGACGCUGCGCCGUAGACGUGGUCAGAGUCUCGCUGACGAUUAAACAUGCGCGCUGGAAGGACCUCUCGCUCACCCUGAGGUCGCCAGACAACACCCAGGUUCGCCUGCAUCAGGCCGGGGGCGUAGACUACGCAGGCGGUGGCGAGGGCGCCGUGACGUUCAGCGACGCGGGCUCCACCUUGUUCGCGAGCGAGGACUCCUUGCCGUGGGGGACGUACCGGCCUUACGACCCGCUCGGAUACCUGGGAUGGGAUAAUGGCGUCGGUACGUGGUCCUUGCGCGUAGAGGACACUGCGGAAACGAAUUUGGGCUCGAUUGAGGCUUUCAGCUUGCUCAUCAGGUGCCAGCUCGUCGAGGCUUCCAAGCCUGCCGACAAGGGCACGAUUUCCGCGUCAUCGCUCCCCACCAGCAUCCCCUCGUACGCUUGGCGGAUCAGGUCGAUCACAGUCUCAUCCCCUGCGUGUACCGUACGGCGGCUGAGGGUCCAGUUUGACAUCGGCCACUCGCGAUGGGCAGACAUGAUCCUCUACAUCCAGGCGCCCAGUGGCUUGCAGCGCACUGCCUUCUACAAGGUCGGCGGCACCAGUAACGCGCGUAGUGGCGUCGUAACCCUAGACUCGGACGCGUCCACGAGCGUUCAGUCCAGCUCCUUUCCGCGCGGCACGAGACGUCCUCGGGAACACUUCGGCGACUUUACUGGCGAGGACGCUGUAGGCACGUGGCUGUUCAAGGUCCUCGACACGAGAAGCGGAUACGACGGGGCGCUAUACGCAGCGAAACUCAUUAUAGAAUGUAUGUGA